AUGGUUUUCGAGCACGCUCCUGUGACAGGGCUUCUCCUGGGCAUCUGUAGCAUCUCCACAAGCAUUGUGUCACAGCAGUACAUUACGCCGCAGCGUCAGGAUGUGUUGCCUGGCUGGAAGACGACCAUCAGGCGACUUCCACUGGAAUCCCUACCCUUUGGCUCUCUCGGUGUUUCUCUGACGGAUAUCAGUUGCGCCAUGGCGUUGCUCUUUCAGAUGCGGAUUCUUGAGCGACGCUGGGGAUCUGCACCCUUUCUUGCUUUCGUACUGACAACAGCGAUGGCUGGCUCGGUGCUGCUGAACGUAAUUGUCACAGAGUCCACCCCCUCGCUCUCUCUGGAGCAACUGCGCGUACUUUGUGGAGGAGGGUCUAUUGUCCCUCUAGUGGCGCUCGUAACGCGUCGCUUUAUGGAGGUUCCUUCGCUAUCCCAAUGGCGUGUUCCCGUGACAUCGAUAGUUUUGUCGGAGAAACUGUGGGUACUUCUUCCGCUUUUGCGGCUGUUAUUGUUUCCAGACACACAGAUUCGUGCGAGAACGCAGAAGCAGCGUGCCAUUCACGUGGACAUUGGUCUUUGGACACGUUUACUGCUGACCCUUUUUGGUGUUCUGCUUGGAAUUGCUACAACGAAGACGCGGCUGUUGUCGUGGUGGCUUGAUUUUUUUAGCCUCCGUGUUUGUCGUCCAUUCCUGAACUUCCUGCAACCUGUUUUGACUGCCAUUUUUGGCGCCAAGAAUGUUGUGGAACUUAGUGUCCCUCGACAGCACGGGAGUGGGCAGUCUGCUGGUGGAGGUCGUUAUACUGUGGACAAUAUUUCUGGAUUUAAUGGAAGCAGAGAUCAGCGGUAUCCAUCUGUGUAUUCUUAUGAUGAUUUUUCUUCCGCUGGGUCCCAAUUUCGUCAUCGUGAAAGGUUUUCUUCGAACAGUAGUAAUGCUAAUUUCAAUGCUUCAGAUGCCUCUCUAGAAGUACAAAUAGCACAUAUUAUGGAGCUUGGAAUGGGAUUUGAUGCUGAUGCUAUUCGAGCAGCAUUGAUUGCUGCUAAUGGUCAAGAAGAUGCCGCUGUAGAAAUUCUAGUUAACGGUAUGCGAGAUUAG
Molecule: messenger RNA, 1092 nt
Organism: Trypanosoma theileri
Lineage: Eukaryota; Euglenozoa; Kinetoplastea; Trypanosomatida; Trypanosomatidae
Exons: 1
Coding region: 1-1092 (363 amino acids)
Molecular function (GO): protein binding
Source: RefSeq, a predicted model, not a curated record